Molecule: messenger RNA, 1368 nt
Organism: Phasianus colchicus (ring-necked pheasant)
Lineage: Eukaryota; Metazoa; Chordata; Aves; Galliformes; Phasianidae
Gene: SFR1
Product: SWI5 dependent homologous recombination repair protein 1
Biological process (GO): positive regulation of DNA-templated transcription; double-strand break repair via homologous recombination
Cellular component (GO): Swi5-Sfr1 complex
Source: RefSeq, a predicted model, not a curated record
CGCACAGCCCCUCGCGCCCCGCCCACUGGCCGGAAGCGGGAAAUUGAAGCGCAGCCGGCGGGGCGCUCGGGCGGGAACUGCUACCUGCCUUGAGAUGGAGGAAGCAGUGCCUGAUAAACUGACAUCUUUGUGCCAUACACCAAAGGAUUCUGGGACAGCAGCCCCACAGAGGACUAGUUCAGGAAAACAGCCAAUGAGUGCAACUCUAAGGGAACGAUUAAGGAAAACAAGACGUUCCUUUAAUGCCAAUUUUACAGCGGCAAAGCGGCUCAAGGUAGAUACUGAAGAAAAAGACUGUGCAGAUGUUGAUAAUGGGUGUCUGCCAAGGAUAGACAUGGAUUGUUCCACAUCACAAGAUGGUUCUGAAUGCCUGGAAAGAAACUGCACUGUAAAUACUUAUUUCAAAAGUCCAUUACAGGAAAACAAUCUCUGUGAAUCAGCAGAGAAUGUGGUAAGGGUUGAUCUUAGUCAGCAGCAAUCCCUAGAAGAAAAAGUAAGGCUGAUGAAACAAGUGAAAGAGAAGGAAGAGCUGCUUCGAAGGCUCAAACUGGUCAAGAUGUACCGAUCUAAGAACAACCUGUCUGAACUGCAGGCUUUGAUAGUGAAAUGGAGAAGCAGUACCCAGCUGAUGCUGUAUGAGCUGCAGUCAGCCUUUUCUGCAGAUGGCAAGAAAGUGAGUCUCAGUCAGCUGAUAGAUACUUUUGGAUUGGAAGACCACUUACUGCACUACAGCAGAACAGAAGAAGAUUUUGUAGACGCAUAAUCUACUGGUGCAAAGCUUUCAAUUACAUGCAUAAGCAAAAAAGACUGAACUGAUAAACUAAGAAGUGUUGAUCAGACAAUGGACUUUGUUUUGGUAAGAGUUUCUCAUGAGAGUUGUGAAACUGCGUACUUAGAUAUGGUAGGCUGUAAAACCAUUACUUUAUAGUAAAAGCUGAACUUAGUUGGACUGUUUUGGAAAACUGGCUAGAGAGCUGGGUCAGUGAAUUAUUUAAAAUAAAAUGAAAUCAAGUAAUACUUUAAUCAAACAACUGUCUGCCUUGUGCCUGUUAGUCUUCAUGGUUUUAAGACAGAAUGCAAGUUCAAAUCAAUUGUCACUUCUGUUGAUGUUUAGAUGGGGACAAGGGUUCAGUUCUUUGUUCAUAGAUACAUCCUCAUCUUCCAAAUUUGUUCCUGCUGCCAGUUAAUAACAGCAUUUUGCAAGUCAGGUAAAGAUAACUUAAUGUUAAUAUUCUGUAACUACAACUGGCAAUAAUUAAAGCUAUUUAGAACAUCUAAGGGAAAUAUCUCAUAAUGGCACUGAUCCUUGUUCAGACAGUUGUUUUUAGAGGAACUCUGACAGCUUUUGGUAAUAGAAAAAAAAAAAAA